Molecule: messenger RNA, 1069 nt
Organism: Chrysemys picta bellii (western painted turtle)
Lineage: Eukaryota; Metazoa; Chordata; Testudines; Emydidae
Source: RefSeq, a predicted model, not a curated record
UGUAUUUGGUGUUUGUUAUUACUUCAACUUGAGGGGCGUGGCAGCACCCCUAGAUCCAGCACCACUGGAGGUAGGUUUACCCUCAUAACAAACAUUAGCUAGAUGCUUAGAGGCCAUCGUGGGCAGGGGGGGGUGUAUCCGUCCGCAGAGAGACACAGCUGAGAUAAGAAUCUCCAGUAAAAACUGUGUCACUCAGCAAACUUCCUCGGAGAAAGAUCACAAGAGGAUAACGUAGAUGCAGUUUUCUUGCCUGGUUGGAGAAGGCAGUGGCCACCAUGAAGCAGCUCAUCUCCCACGUUCUGGGCUUUUGCUGGCUCGUCUGCUUCAAGGGGACUCAAUGUUUCACCAGCGCUCCUAACAGGUGUGACGAUCAAUCUGUGUGCCCUACAAACGCAAUGUGUAUCAAUGCUCUCCAGGGCCAGCACUGCACCUGCCGACCUGGGUUUGUAUCCACUUCAAGGGACCCAGACUUCACUGAUCCAACAGUUCAAUGCAAAGUUGACAUGUGUGCGAAUUCGUCUACUUGUCCUGCUCUUGCAACUUGCGAAAACAUCCCUGGGGGCUACCACUGCACCUGCAAAGGCGGGUUUGUGCCUAGUUUUGGGGAGGAACCAUUCACUGAUCCAAGAGUGAAGUGUGUCGCUGACAUGUGUGCGAAUUUGUCUACUUGUCCUGAUCUUGCAACUUGCAAAAACAUCCCUGGGGGCUACCACUGCACCUGCAAAGGCGGGUUUGUGCCUAGUUUUGGGGCAGAACCAUUCAUUGAUCCAACAGUGAAGUGCAUUGAUGCCGAUGAAUGCACUCAGGACUCCACACUGUGUGGCCCGAAUGCCAGCUGCACAAACACUGAAGGAAGUUUCGUCUGCAAGUGUUUGAAUGGGUACAAACCGCCCAGCGGAGCCUCAGAGCAGCGCGGCAUCACCCAUCUGAACUGUACAGGUGACAGCUCCUGGGCCAGUCCCGAAGGCGUUCUCGGGGCAGGAUCUCUCCUGCGCCUAUGACAUUAAUGAAAUUACUCCUUUGUAUUUUGGUGCCAUCAUUUGCCAGGUGAUAACCAGUCUGAUCACAA